AUGACGUCGCCACGCCCCGCCUCCACAGCUCUGAUUGGUCAGUUCCGGGAGAGUCAGUACAGGCGCCAUCUCCAAGAAGGGGGGGACGGGAAGGAGGUGCGGGACGAGGGUGCUGGGCCGGUUCCUCCGGGGCACCCCGGUCAACUCUUCCUGAAGCCCUCACAGUCCCAGGAUACCUUCCCCUGUAACCAGCGAAGGUUGCACUCUUUAUUACGAGAAUGUAUUCCUCAUGACUCUUUGGCAAAAAUAAUUCUCUACUCAGAGCAGUUUUAUGAUUUCUUCAGAUAUGUAGAACUGUCCAGUUUUGACGUAGCCUUAGAUGCCUUUGCUUCAUUUAAGGAUUUGUUGAUUCGACAUAGGCCUGUUUCUGCACAUUUUUUAGAAAAGAUUUGUGACAGAAUACUUAUUGCAUAUGAGAAACUGCUGCAUUCUGAAACCUAUGUGGCCAAGCAUCAGUGUCUGAAGCUUCGAGGGGAAUUGCUGCUGGACAGACAUAAUUACAGCAUUAUGUCAAAGUAAAUCAGUAAAUCAGAAAAUCUUAUGAUGAAUUUACUGAGAGACAAAAGCAGAAACAUCCAGUUUGAAGGUUUUCAUGUGUUUAAGCUUUUUGUGGCAAAUUCCAAUAAAUCUCAAACAGUCUUGGAUAUCCUGUUAAAGAAUCAAAGUAAAAUGAUUGAAAUUCUCAGCAAGUUUCAAUCUGAUCGGACAGGUGAUGAACAAUUCUGUGGUGAAAACACUUAUUUGAUCAAGUAGAUACAAGAUUUAAAAAGACCUGUUGAGGAUCAAAUCAGCCCCAACACAGAAGUUAAAGGUUUUAAAAAGUACGCAGAAUGCCUCAUUGACUUGACUUUCAGAACCAGAUUGACAGAAAACACAGACAAAGUUUCAAUACUUAACAAGAAUUCCACUUUAUUAAAGUUACUUGUUGCCAUUUGUGAACAACUUUGGCUUCAGACCAAUUACACCUUCGCCUGCUUGAACCUGCAGCUGUGUUACACCACUGCUUUAAAACUGCUGUAUAGACAUGCUGUGCUCAGGAACUUACAGCAGCGUCAUGGCCUACACCUGGCUGUACCUCAGGGCUCUUCACUUGCUCUCAUUGCACUUGCACUCUGA
Molecule: messenger RNA, 1116 nt
Organism: Stegostoma tigrinum
Lineage: Eukaryota; Metazoa; Chordata; Chondrichthyes; Orectolobiformes; Stegostomatidae
Gene: cab39l1
Product: calcium binding protein 39, like 1
Exons: 9
Biological process (GO): intracellular signal transduction
Molecular function (GO): protein serine/threonine kinase activator activity
Source: RefSeq, a predicted model, not a curated record